CUCCCUUAAGGUAUUUCCCCCAGGCCAGAUGAGAUGCACCUGCAGCAAGGCGCAACAAGGUUCCACUGCUCAGCAGAGCUUCAGCUGUGUGGGACAAACUGGUGUGUACUUGGUUUAAUUAAGUCGCUUGCAGUUGGAGUUCAGAUAGAACAGAGAUCCUGGGUCCACUACGUAAAAGCCCUGCAGCAGAGCAGAUGGACCAGCUAUCCAACCGGUCAGGAGUGGGCAGCGAUGAUAUUACAGAUGAGUCAACAUCCAUGGUGGAUGUCAGGUGGAGCUCUGAUGAAGACGAGAGCUCUGACCCCCAGGGACAGUGUCUGGCAGCCCCUCAAACUCCUCUGCCAACAUACAAACAGAGGUUUGAUGAAUUUAAGAAGUUAUUCAAAGAACUGCCAGAGUCAGAGAGACUCAUAAUAGACUACCCGUGUGCCCUCCAGCGGGACAUCCUCCUUCAGGGACGUCUCUUCCUGUCAGAGAACUGGCUCUGUUUCUACAGCAAUGUGUUUCGGGGUACGAAGAUUAUACUGACUCUUAAAGAAAUCACAACUAUGACCAGAGAGAAAACAGCUCGGCUGAUUCCCAAUGCCAUCCAGGUCUGCACGAGCACGGAGAAGUUCUUCUUCACUUCCUUCUCAGCAAGAGAGAAAAGUUACCUGAGUGUUUUUCGCAUGUGGCAAAACACACUGUUGGACAAGGUUUAA
Morone saxatilis (striped sea-bass) is the source of this 701-nucleotide messenger RNA. Its product is annotated as protein Aster-B-like. The transcript is spliced from 7 exons. Lineage: Eukaryota; Metazoa; Chordata; Actinopteri; Moronidae. Bases 195 to 701 code for a protein of 168 amino acids. Gene Ontology annotation, cellular component: endoplasmic reticulum-plasma membrane contact site; plasma membrane; endoplasmic reticulum membrane. The record is from RefSeq and is a predicted model, not a curated record. Gene Ontology annotation, molecular function: sterol binding; sterol transfer activity. Gene Ontology annotation, biological process: intracellular sterol transport.